This is a messenger RNA of Spea bombifrons (plains spadefoot toad), 1444 nucleotides long. Its product is annotated as golgin subfamily A member 3-like. Lineage: Eukaryota; Metazoa; Chordata; Amphibia; Anura; Pelobatidae. The transcript has 8 exons. The record is from RefSeq and is a predicted model, not a curated record. Bases 56 to 1201 code for a protein of 381 amino acids.
CCAGGCACGAAAAGCCGCAAGCACUCAGCCAAAACUGACCUUGGAAGGGGAACAGAUGAUAACUGAAAUGAAAGAGUUGCAGUCUCGGAUAAGCAGCGUACAGAUGGAUCUGGCGAUGAAAGAAGCCUCAAUCAAUGCCGUGAAAGAAGAGACGGAGUCUCUGCGCAGACACCUGCGAGAUGUGUCAGAUUCCAAAAUGCAAGAGAAGCAAAUCCUAGUGGAGGAUGUCACCCAGCUGAAGAAGCUUGCAGAUGUAUCGACUCAAGAUAUUGCCCACAAAGAGGAAGAACGAAAGAAUAUCAAUCGUGAACUACACAACACCAUCCAAAGAGUGAAGGAGAAGCACAGGGAGAGCGCCCUCCUGCAAACCCAGCUUCAGGAGCAAAUAAAGCAGCAUGAACGUGCAGAAGCCCAACUUGUAGAAAAGAGGUCAGAUUUCCUAAGGAUGCAGACAGCCUUACAUCAGCUCGAAGAACAAUACCUAACAACGAGUCAGUCCGUCCACGAGCAGAUCGCCUCUGAGCUCCGAAAAGAAGCAGAAAAACUAAGAUAUCAGCUGAGAGAAAAGCAGAUGUCUGCAGAUGAAGAUAAAUAUUUAAGAAACAAAAUGGCAGAAGACUGUGCCCGUCUCACCAAAGAGAAUGGUGUCUUGCAGUCCCGUGUACUGGAAGCAACCAAACAACUUGAAAGGGAGCAGCAGCUUAGAGAAGAUGAAAGUAUAAAACGUACAAAAAGGAUUUCUGAACUGACAGCUGGGAAGGAAAAAGAGAGGCAGCUGGAACUGAUGCUUUCACACCUGAAACGACUGGUACAAGAUGAAAAGGAGAAAGUGUCUGCAGCACAGGACCAGAUGCUGCAUGUACAACAAGGAAGGAAGUCUGUGGAGCUGAAUGGAAGUUCCCUUCGGAGCCAGCUGACAGAUUUAGAGAAUAAGCUCUCAAGUGUUAAGCUGGAAAACUCCCAGCUGCGCAUGGAGAAGGCCAGUUUGGUGGAGCACAUCUCUCAGCUGCAUAAGCAGAUCGCAGACAGAAAAGAUGAAAUCGGUCACAUGCAAGGUCACGUGGACAGCUUGUGCUACGAUAUGAACAGCCUACAGCUUCAAAGAGAUCUCAAUGAAUCCUCACAAAGGCAAGCAUGGCAGCAGCUCUCCAACAUCGCGCAGGGGGUGCACAAUCUGGCCAACGUAAUGACUCUAAAGUAAACGGUCCCUGCAGCCAUACAUGCUCUAAAACAUAUCUAAACCACAAUUAUAACCACGUGUAAUGAGCUUGAGAUCCUGUGUUGUGUUUAGGAUACUGUUGGUAAAAUUAUAUUUUUAAUAAUAUAAUAUUUUUCAUAUAUAUUGGAUAUAUAUAAAUAAAUUGUGUUUAAUGGCAAGCGUGGAAAUGAUCUUGACAAAUAGAUAAUGUAAACGUACAUAUAUACAUCCAGUCUUUGACAGUGA